Messenger RNA from Alternaria rosae, 921 nucleotides. RefSeq lists its product as uncharacterized. Bases 226 to 849 code for a protein of 207 amino acids. NCBI's taxonomy places the organism in Eukaryota, Fungi, Ascomycota, Dothideomycetes, Pleosporales, Pleosporaceae. The transcript has a single exon. The record is from RefSeq and is a predicted model, not a curated record.
GGAACUCUUUGUUUAGCUCGGUGAAUUUCGUCCUGCAAGAAGUAUCCUGCCGGGAGUCGUGGACAUGCGCGUGCCGGCGUUGUUGGUGGGACUUUCGAAUCGAUUGGUGUGACAGCGUGUGUGAGCGCCGAGAGAUCGCUACCGGUCUGCUGGAUGUGCUGUCAUCUGCAAUGCAGCUUGCGAGCAUCAUAGCUCGACAUCGCCGUCUAGUCAUUUGUGUUUUCGAUGCUCGUACGAUUUUCAGGCAGGAAGUCAGGGUUGUGCUUCCCCGCAAGCGAGAUGAGGAGAUCCAGGCUUAUCCCCCGCGGAGGGUUCUUGUCUGCGCUCGGUUUGCGUUCAUCGUUCGCUAUGAUCGGGCGGCACAGCUUCGCGCCCACUAAGUCGACGAUCUCGGAGAAUCGGCCGUUUGUGGACAGCAAACGCUUGCGGGAGUUUCCAGUUGCCGCACCGAUCUGGCUGUGCCUCACCGUUGUAAGAUUGAAGAAAGGGGGCCAGGGGACGCGGACGAUAUGCAUCUCUCAUCAUUUUUAUUCGACAUUUGGGGCUCAAUGUCAAGGCUGCUUCUGCAAUCGUCACAAGACACGGGGCUACAAUAUUGGACGGCAUCCUGCCACAGUGCCGAAGCAAGGGAAAGGCCGUAUGUAUGCCAAGCGUCCUAACUGUUUAAAGAUGGACCCCGAACCUGGCGAGGCUGAUUGUGAAGAUGAACGGAGAUGCCGCCAACAUCAUUCGCGGAUAUUCCUAGAGGGUUUAGUCUGGCAUCAUGAGGGUGAUGGAAUUCUUGAACCAAGCGAUUGGGUCGUAGGAACCUUUCGAGCACUGCUUCGCCUCGGACCAAGUUAUACUUAGACUGCACAUAUCUCGAUAGUCCUGCUGCGUCUAACAAUUAGCAUGUAAGCCUCAGAAAAGUGUUCAGCCUCA